GGAGACCACAGAUAUCGUUUUCGACCCCAAUACCUUCCGCUGUUUCAGAGCCACAUAACAACCCAUCAUCCGAACCAGCCUCAGCAAUGGCAUCCCUCUACACCCACCAACACCCACCCGCCUACCCCACACCUUUCAGCCUACCCAACCACAACCCCAUGCAGAACCCCAACACCUUCCCAUCCGCCUUGCCAUUGAAUCCAACAACACAGCCAUCCGUCCUUCCCCUACCAGUAAAUUCUUCAACGACAACGGAAGAAGAAGACCCUAACGACGCAAUAUACACCUGGGUCGACAGCAUCCCCCUCUCGCGCCCGAAACGAAAUAUACAACGGGAUUUCAGUGAUGGCGUGGCAACAGCGGAGGUGAUACACCACUACAUCCCGAAACUGGUGGAUUUGCACAACUACCCCCCGGCAAACGGAGUCAAGCAAAAGUUGUACAAUUGGGCUACAUUAGAUCAAAAAGUUUUUCGCCGCCUCGGACUGAGGGUAGACACCUCAACAGCCGAAGCGAUCGUAAAAUGCACGCCGGGGGUGGUCGAGGGCGUGUUGCGGGGGUUGAAGGACAAGAUUGAGGCGUACCUCGCCCGGCACCAUCGGUCGCAUUCCUCGCUCAAUUCCUACUCCCAUCUCAACUCCUCAAAUGGGUCAAUGGCGUCCUUGGAUGCUGCACACUCACAGGCGAAUCUGGGUGUAGGUGCAGGGGGCAUGAUCGCGCCCGCGCACGGGGAUAGCGGAUAUGCAUACACCACACAGCAGAUGGGUGGUCCAAUAGAUGUGGGGUAUGCCGUUUCACCACAACACCACCACCAACAACAACAGAUCCAGCAAUUAACCGAGACGGUGGGGAUGCUGCAGCACAAGGUGGAGAGGUUGGAGGAGUUGGUUAGCUUGAAGGAGAGGCAGGUUGAGGGUCUGGGGUUGCGGUUGAGGGCUCAUGGGUUGGAGUAGACUGGUUGGAUGGGGCCGGGGAUGUUAGGGAGCGAUGGCUCGACGAAUAAGCUGCUCUGAUGUGAGCCCCGUGGUAUGAUGUGCGAGCGGAAGCGAAACGGUGCGGUCGUGUGCUGCGGAUCCCCUUAUGCACUGGCAUCCAACAAAGUUUGGCCCGAAUGAGAAAACACUGGCCAG
This is a messenger RNA of Fimicolochytrium jonesii, 1130 nucleotides long. RefSeq names its product DUF1042-domain-containing protein. Gene Ontology annotation, molecular function: microtubule binding. The transcript is spliced from 4 exons. Gene Ontology annotation, biological process: regulation of cytoskeleton organization. The coding region runs from base 87 to 953 and encodes 288 amino acids. The record is from RefSeq and is a predicted model, not a curated record. Lineage: Eukaryota; Fungi; Chytridiomycota; Chytridiomycetes; Spizellomycetales; Powellomycetaceae. Gene Ontology annotation, cellular component: axoneme.